AGGCAUAAACUUAAACCCCAGCUCAACCUGACCCACCUCUCUCUCUCUCUCUCAGUCUCAGUCUCGCGCGCCCACGACAUUCUUUUAGUAAUUUCGUCGAGCACUUGGGGUGCGAGGUCGCGAAUUCCAUACACAGAGUCAUGAAGGGCAAAAAGGCAACGGUUUUAACUUUUGCAGAGAAAUGCAAGAAUAUACUAGCUUCAAAUUGGCAAGGCCAUCUCAAUACCAUUAAAGCUGAUGCUAAAGGAAGCAAGGAGGAUAUCUACACAUCAAAGGUUAAGUACAUACUCAAAAGAGGGAAGCCAUACAUUUGGGUGCCUGAAAAGGAUUUGCAUAAUGUGAACACAAUUAUCGACGAGCGUGGUUCAUUUGCUGUGACCAGUCCCUUCCCAGGCCCACUGGCAAGCUUACUUAGAUUGGCAAAAAAGAUUCCGGCUCGGGUUGCUCUAACUGGGGAUGUAGAGCCUCUUAAAGAUGGAAAGGCUCAGUCUGCAGCAGAAAGCCUUAGAGGAGUCAUAUUAUCUGAACAGAAAGCUAUUAGUAAAUGCAGUUAUACAGUUUCCGGUGUAUUAAGUUCUUCUGAUCUUAGUUGUACAUCUCGAAGUGAAAGUCUUAAAGAGCUACUGGAAGGGGAUGAAAAAUAUGUGGUUUAUAAGUUUAACUUAAGAUCCUCCAUGUUUAUUGAUGGCAAUGGAGGCACUUAUGAAGUAGAUUUGGAAGAUAUAGAGUCAUCUAAAGCGGAUCCACUAGCACCUUUCUCUGCAAAGCUAAUUGAUGGCAUUAAUCAAAAUGAAGCAAGACGUAGAGCUUUGAUGCUCUUUUGUUUUGAAUUCUUGAAUGCAAAUGCUAGGGAUGCAUACAUGCUCUCCAUUGAUCGCAAGGGAUUUGAUGUUCUGGGAAAGGUCCCUAGUCCACUAUUGAAGGAUGGCUCCAGCCAAUACCAGUGGAAGGAGUUCAGGUUCACAUUGAAGGAAGAGGCAAGUGAUGUUGAAAAUUUCUGCCAUCAACUUGUGGAAAUGGAAGAAGAGGCUGUCAAAAAAAUAUCAGGUUAUAGUGGUCUAAAAUAAAGUAUGACAGAAUAUUUUCAUUUGAUGUUUUUUUUUUUAAAUGCUCUCAAUCACAUUUAUGUAUUGAUUUAUUAUUUUCUUACUGUUCUUAAUCCAAGCUAUUUAUUUAUCCGCC
Quercus robur (English oak) is the source of this 1182-nucleotide messenger RNA. RefSeq lists its product as uncharacterized. The coding region runs from base 141 to 1067 and encodes 308 amino acids. NCBI's taxonomy places the organism in Eukaryota, Viridiplantae, Streptophyta, Magnoliopsida, Fagales, Fagaceae. The record is from RefSeq and is a predicted model, not a curated record. The transcript has 9 exons.